Vicugna pacos (alpaca) is the source of this 1056-nucleotide messenger RNA. RefSeq names its product olfactory receptor 2A7-like. Lineage: Eukaryota; Metazoa; Chordata; Mammalia; Artiodactyla; Camelidae. Gene Ontology annotation, biological process: G protein-coupled receptor signaling pathway. Gene Ontology annotation, molecular function: G protein-coupled receptor activity; olfactory receptor activity. The record is from RefSeq and is a predicted model, not a curated record. Gene Ontology annotation, cellular component: membrane.
AUGGGAGACAAUAUGACCUCUGUCACAGAGUUCACCCUCCUGGAAUUUCCCCUUGACACAACCAUUCAGGUGUUUCUCUUUGUGCUCUUCUCCCUGUUCUUUGCCUUCACCCUGCUGGGCAAUGGGGUCAUCCUGGGGCUCAUCUCCCUGGACUCCAGGCUGCACACCCCCAUGUACUUCUUCCUCUCACACCUGGCCAUCGUGGACAUAGCCUAUGCCUGCAACACAGUGCCCCGGAUGCUGCUAAACCUCCUGCAUCCAGCCAAGCCCAUCUCCUUUGCUGGCUGCAUGACACAGACCUUUCUCUUUUUGACAUUUGCUGUCACAGAAUGUCUUCUCCUCGUGGUGAUGUCCUAUGAUCGGUAUGUGGCCAUCUGCCACCCCCUCCGAUAUUCUGCCAUCAUGAGCUGGAGGGUCUGCAUCACACUGGUGGUGAUUUGCUGGACCAUUGGGGUCCUUCUGUCUUCGAUUCAUCUGAUAUUACUUCUACCCUUACCCUUCUGUAUGUCCCAGAAAAUCAAUCACUUUUUCUGUGAAAUCAUGGCCGUUCUCAAACUUGCUUGUGCAGAUACACACAUCAAGGUUUUGGCCGGGGCAAUUUCUGUGCUAGUGGGACCCUUCUCCUCAAUUGUAAUCUCAUAUGUGUGCAUCCUCUGUGCCAUCCUUAGGAUCCAGUCUGGGGAAAAUCAAAGAAAAGCCUUCUCCACCUGCUCAUCUCACCUCUGUGUGGUUGGACUCUUCUAUGGCACAGCCAUUGUCAUGUAUGUUGGGCCCAGAUAUGGGCACCCCAAGGAACACAAGAAAUACCUUCUUCUCUUUCACAGCCUUUUCAAUCCCAUGCUCAAUCCGCUUAUCUAUACUCUUAGGAACUCAGAGGUAAAGAAUGCCUUGAAGAGAGUGCUGGGAAUAGAGGGAGCUUUAUGCAAAGAUGGCAUCGGGGUUGACAGUGACCUGGGGGGAUAUUAUCUCAAGAGGUUCCAAGCCCAACUCAGUGUAAGAAUUACCUGAGAUUCUUAUUAAAAAUAUCUGUCUCCUAACCUACCAUUUGAUCACUAA